AGAGGUGUCCUCAUUUCAGGGGUGUCCUUAGAGAGGUGUCCUCAUUUCAGGGGUGUCCUUAGAGAGGGUGGGUGUUCCUUAGAGAGGGGUGUCCCUUAGAGAGGGUG
Messenger RNA from Geodia barretti, 107 nucleotides. The record is from the annotation of a GenBank genome assembly. Lineage: Eukaryota; Metazoa; Porifera; Demospongiae; Tetractinellida; Geodiidae.